This is a messenger RNA of Aspergillus oryzae RIB40, 1356 nucleotides long. RefSeq names its product putative MFS monocarboxylate transporter. The coding region runs from base 1 to 1356 and encodes 451 amino acids. Lineage: Eukaryota; Fungi; Ascomycota; Eurotiomycetes; Eurotiales; Aspergillaceae. The transcript has 4 exons. Gene Ontology annotation, molecular function: transmembrane transporter activity. Gene Ontology annotation, biological process: transmembrane transport. The record is from RefSeq and is a predicted model, not a curated record. Gene Ontology annotation, cellular component: fungal-type vacuole membrane.
AUGCAGUCUCAGCAGCCCAUUCCUCAACCGCAACCAUCUCCCCCAGAAGGCACCCAUAAUGCUUCCCAAUUUGAACUCGAACAACCGUCUCUACCCGCAACAGAUCGAGGAAAAGACGCUUGGUUGAUGUUAGCCUCGUGCUGCUUAAUCCAAUUACCGGUCUGGGGCUUUUCUCUCGUCUAUGGGAUAUUUCAAGAGUACUAUUCCUCGCACAAUGACCUUCAAGGGAGCAAAGGGGAUCUGGCAGUAGUGGGAACGACUUCAACUGGAAUCCUCUAUCUUCUUUCCCCCGUAUCUUUCACUCUUCUCACCCGUUAUCCCCAGCUACAGAAGUAUUGUGCUUCUGUUGGCCUGUUGCUCAGUGUUUCUGGCUCUCUCCUUUCCUCUUUCUCGAUAACAGUGUGGCACUUAAUUGUCACUCAGGGUGUUCUAUGCGCCGUUGGGAAUGGUCUGGUCUUUAGCCCGACAACCCUAUAUCUUGAUCAAUGGUUUGUCCGUCGUAAAGGCCUCGCGUAUGGGAUUAUGUGGGCUGCCAAAAGCAUCUGCGGUGUAGUCCUCCCUUUUCUAGCCAGCGCCUGUCUUGAACGUUUUGGAGCGAGAACCACCUUGAGAGCCUGGACAGUCACUACGCUACUCUCUACGUUGGCAGCUCUGCCAUUCGUAAAGCCGCGAAUCCCACCCUCACUAUCGACCUCCGCUCGACGUCUGGACUUAACAUUCCUGAAGCUGGUCACUUUCUGGAUGCUACAAAUGGGGAAUAUUAUCCAGGGCUUUGGGUAUUUUCUGCCUACGACUUAUUUGCCAUCUUACUCGACCAGUGUAGCUGGUCUAUCUAAGACCACGGGCACGCUUUUAUUGGCCCUCUUCAAUUCGACUUCCGUGGUUGGUGGAAUAGUGAUCGGCUCACUUUGUGACCGCUUCGCCGUUACGAACAUGAUGCUUUUCUCAUCAGUAGGUUCAGCGCUCUCUGUCUUCCUCUUUUGGGGCCUCUCAACAUCAACCUCAUCAUCUUAUCCAAGGGCUGCGACUGGUCUUCUCACUCUUUUCUCCAUAACAUACGGUUUCUUUGCCGGUGGCUUCAGCUCCACUUGGUCUGGCGUAUUAACGCAGAUCAAGCGGGAGAGACCAUCGUUGGAGACUGGGUUGGUGUUUGGAUUGCUAGCUGGAGGGAGAGGGAUUGGGAAUGUAAUUAGUGGACCCUUGAGUACCGCUUUGAUCGAGAAAGGAUCAGUUGGUGGGAGUGACACCGGAUAUGGCACGGAAUACGGGGCAUUGAUCUUGUUCACUGGCAUAACCGCCUUCCUUGGGGCUUGGAGCUGGAUGUGGCGUUACCUGAGUGUCUGUUAUCAUUCAUAA